Messenger RNA from Molossus molossus (Pallas's mastiff bat), 466 nucleotides. RefSeq names its product proteasome subunit alpha type-5-like. Gene Ontology annotation, cellular component: proteasome core complex; proteasome core complex, alpha-subunit complex; nucleus. Bases 8 to 466 code for a protein of 152 amino acids. The record is from RefSeq and is a predicted model, not a curated record. The transcript has 2 exons. Lineage: Eukaryota; Metazoa; Chordata; Mammalia; Chiroptera; Molossidae.
CUGUGCCAUGAGUGGGCUAAUUGCUGAUGCUAAGAUUUUAAUUGAUAAAGCCAGAGUGGAGACACAGAACCAUUGGUUCACCUACAAUGAGACAAUGAUGGUGGAGAGCAUGACCCAGGCUGUAUCCAAUCUGGCUCUACGGUUUGGAGAAGAAGAUGUAGAUCUGGGUGCCAUGUCUUGUCCCUUUGGAGUAGCACUGUUAUUUGGAGGAGGUGAUGAGAAAGAACCUCAACUGUUUCAUAUGGGGCCAUCUGGGACCUUUGUACAGUGUGAGGCUGGAGCGAUUGGCUCUGCUUCAGAGGUUGCCCAGAGCUCCUUACAAGAAGUUUACCAUGUCUAUGACUCUGAAAGAAGCCAUCAGGUCUUCACUAAACAAGGAAUGGAGGAGAAGCUGAAUACAACGAUCAGAGCUAGCCAUGGUGCAGCCUGGCCAGAAUUUCCCCAUGUUCACAAAGCAAGAACUUGA